Trifolium pratense (red clover) is the source of this 1122-nucleotide messenger RNA. Its product is annotated as auxin response factor 2-like. Gene Ontology annotation, biological process: regulation of DNA-templated transcription; response to hormone. Gene Ontology annotation, molecular function: DNA binding. Bases 40 to 1122 code for a protein of 360 amino acids. The record is from RefSeq and is a predicted model, not a curated record. NCBI's taxonomy places the organism in Eukaryota, Viridiplantae, Streptophyta, Magnoliopsida, Fabales, Fabaceae. The transcript has 10 exons. Gene Ontology annotation, cellular component: nucleus.
AUGGAAUAGGUCGCAAUAUACCAUCAACAAGAGUCCAACAUGGAAUCUACUAACCUUAAUCUGCCGCACAAAGUUUUAUGCAUUGUUAUUGGUGUUCAGUUAAAGGCACAUGUUAACACAGAUGAGGUUUUCGCUCUAGUUACAUUAAUCCCAUUGAAGCAACAAGAGUUUAUGGUAGAGGACAAUCAUCCAUUUGAUGAUAGUCCUAGUGAAGUCUACUCUUUUAAGAAGAUGCUGACUUCAAUUGAAGAUGCUGCUGGACUUUAUAUUCCAAAGGAACAUGCAGAGAGAUGCUUCCCUUCAUUGGAUAUGACUGUUCAACAACCAAUGCAAGAUCUUGUGGUGAAGGACUUGCAUGGAAUUGAGUGGAAUUUUCGACAUAUUUACUGUGAUCAUAAAAAAGAACACAUGCUCACAUGUGGCUGGAGCACGUUCGUUAAUUCGAAAAAACUUGUUCCCGGAGAUUCAUGCAUUUUCGUCAGAGGAGAGAAUGGUGAAAUUGGUAUUGGGAUUCAUCGAGCAAUGAAACAACAUAGUGAUAUAUGGAAAACAUCGUCUCCACUUGGACUAAUGUGCGCUGCUUCCCAUGCUGUUUCGACAGGAACUAUGUUCCAUGUCCAGUACUACCCUUGGAUUACUCCCUUUGAGUUUAUGAUCCCUCUAAAAACUUAUGUUGAGUCCAUUGAAAGAGACUAUUCCAUUGGAACAAGGGUACGCAGGUUGUUGUCUGAAGUUGAAGGAUCUCCAAGAAGAUAUGGUACAAUUGUUGGCAAUGAAGAUAUUGAUCCCAUUAGGUGGCCUGGAUCUGAAUGGAGAUGUAUCAAGGUGCAAUGGGAUUCCACACCAAAUUCUUUUACACAACUUGAAAGCGUAUGUCCUUGGUGGAUUGAGCCUUUGGGAUCUCCCAAGAUUAAGAGCUUUCCUAUUCCCCCUUUAUCAAAUGAGGUUAUUGGGAGUUCAUCCACACCUGAAUAUCACACUGUGGACGUGGACAUGGACAUGCAAGGUCGACAACAUUACAAUACUAGAAAUGAUGAAAAUUCAAUUUUCUUCAUUUUUGCUUUCUCUAUAAUACUUUGCUUUUUUACAUUUGUGAUUUUUGUCUUUCGUCCUCUUUUGUAA